Molecule: messenger RNA, 1077 nt
Organism: Psilocybe cubensis
Lineage: Eukaryota; Fungi; Basidiomycota; Agaricomycetes; Agaricales; Agrocybaceae
Exons: 7
Coding region: 1-1077 (358 amino acids)
Molecular function (GO): dioxygenase activity
Source: RefSeq, a predicted model, not a curated record
AUGCUUGCCUGCAGAUUAAAUGUCCUUGUGCGCACUGCCCUCUCGAAGCGCCAGUUUUCUUACAGUGCUCCACGAUUAAAUCCUGAGUUCCGGAUACCUAUAAUCGACUUUGCGAAAAUCCGAAAUUCGUCCUCGCCUCAGGAAAAGAAGGGAACGGCGGAAGAGAUUGUAUCUGCCUUCAAGGAAAGCGGGUUUGUGUAUCUUACAAACCAUGGUAUAACUCCAUCUGAGGUUGAAAGUACAUUCCGGAGAAGCGCUCAGUUUUUUGAAUUACCAUCCGAUGUCAAGAAAAAUCUUUCAUGGGAGGAUCCUCGCUCCAAUCGUGGAUACGUAGCGAUCGGACGUGAACGUGUCACCCAGUCUGCAAACCGUGAAGAAAUAGCUGCUCUUCGGGAGAAAGCUCCGGAUUUUAAAGAAAGUAUGGAGAUUGGGAGAGACUGGGACUCAGAAUGGAAGAAUCAAUGGCCGGCAGAACACUUGGCUCCUGGAUUCAAGCAACAUAUGCUAGACUUCUAUGAGACGUGCCAUGAGUUACACGUCCAUAUUAUGCGUUCGAUUGCGCUUGGGCUGGGACUGAAGGAGCAUUUCUUCGAUGAUAAGAUCGACGAAAAAUGCCAUAAUUUGAGGUUGUUGUCGUAUCCCCCUAUCAAGACAAACCUUUUGAAAGAGGAAGGACAAGCAAGGGCUGGUGCUCACAGUGUCUUCUCAGACUACGGUACAUUGACUUUACUGUUCCAAGACUCAGUCGGGGGACUCGAGGUGCAGAACCCACUGACAGGUCAAUUUCAUCCUGCCGUACCUGUCCCUGGAACAAUCGUGGUAAAUGUUGGGGAUCUUUUGGCGCGCUGGAGUAAUGACGUCCUCAGAUCUACGUUGCAUCGCGUUGUGGCACCUGCUGCACAGAAGAUCAACGAAAUUGAAAGCGAGACGCCCAAACGCCAGUCCAUUGCCUUUUUCUGCAAUCCAAACUUCUCUGCUGAAGUUGCUUGCCUGCCGAACUGCGGAGAUGUGCCCAAAUACCCACCUGUCAAUGCAGGAGACUACAUUGUCGGGCGUCUUGCGGUAACAUACUCAUGA